UGUCAGCUUCAAAACCAUAAAAUUUCUUUGUCACAAACUGUUAACGAAAAUGCCAAAUAUGAGGCAUUAAUUAGUUAUUACCACUAUGUUAGGUUUGCUAGUCUUAAUUACUUUAUUGAAUUCCACCUCAGAAAAGGGAGAAUGUUUUAGUAUUAAGUUAGGUUGAAAAAUUUGCAGCAGACUUUGACAAAAAUGAGUCACUGUUAUUGCUAGUGGUCUGUAACUGGUUAAUUGGAAUGUUGAAAUUUGCUGCUCAAUUAGGCCAUUUUCUCCAUUAAUUCAAACAGAUCAAAGACUUCAAGGCCCCAACUAACACAUUAAAUUUUACUUUUAUUUUUAUUUUUUUCCUGCAAGAAUCAAUUUUUUUUCCUUUUAAUCCCCACCAAUAUAUCAGCCUUUAAUCCCUUUUGCAAAAGUGAUUGGUGAAAGAUUGUACUGUUGUUUCCCCUUUCCUUGAUCAUUUUUUUUAACAGCUUCAUUUCAAGAAAAGUGAUACUUACUUACAAUUUCACUCAAGAAUUUGUAGCUCCUGCAGAGUUAAAAAAAAGAGAAACAAAAUGAUUUUAUUUUCUUUCUUGAACAAAACUAGUCCUAUGUUUUGUCUGCAUCACUGCCUUCUCAUAACUUGAUUAGUACUAUAUGUGGGUCUGAGGCUUUCUCGCUUUAAGCUAGGCCAAUGCAAUUAUGCAAAAUAUAUUCUGCUUUUUCUGUAAAGCUUGUUUUCUUGAUUGAAAAUGGGAAGGUGAAUUAAUGUUUCUUGAGCUUUGAAGUCUGUGUAUUUUCUGCUGGGAGAUAUGAAGCUGCAGUUGAGUUUUGUGAUCCUCUGCUCUUUCUUGUUUCAAGAAUCUGAAGGCCUUGGUUUGGCAUCAUCUAUGGCCUCUAUGCUUCUUCCCAUCAAAUUCAAACCUCUUGAUCUUAGUCUCUAUGGAGGCAGAAGCCGAUUUCUGUUUCAACUAAACGCUCAUCAUCCCAAAUCCUUCCAUUUCCAUGCUCCUCAUCCUUCAACUAGAGUUGCAGGACCAUCUCCGUCUCCGUCUCCGUCUCCAUCUUCAUCUCGGGUUGGUUGGAUUCAUAAAGGGCGCCUUCCUUUGCCUGCAAUUCCAUCCAACCAUUUAAAAGGGCCUACUAUCUCUCCAACGAGCUCUCCUUUAGCAACCAACAAGAAGUCUGUACCACCAUUACCAAGCAUGGCACUCCCACCUCCUCCUCCUAACAAAGGAUGUGUGUCGGUGGCAUGCACAGAGCCGCUGACCUUCACCCCACCGGGAACAGCGUGCGCUUGCGUUUGGCCUAUUCAAGUGAGACUCCAAUUCGGCAUCUCUCUCUAUGCAUUCUUCCCUAUGGUAUCCGAGCUUGCUCUACAAAUCGCCGAGGCUGUGCCGUUGGAUCAAAGCCAAGUUCGGAUCAUGGGAGCAGACGCAGUCGAUCCAGAGCUACAGAAAACUACUGUUGUCAUCAAUUUGGUGCCUCUGGCUCAGCCAUUCACAUCUGCUGCCGCCUUCUCCAUUUACAAAAAGUUUUGGACCAAAGACCUCUCCAUCAACACUUCCACUUUUGGUGUUUAUGAUGUCGUAUAUGUUCACUAUCCAGGCCUACCGGCAUCUCCACCAGCGUGGCCUUCGAGCUCCGCUACGAUCGACGUGCAGCCUGAUCCUGGCGGCCGGAGUGGCCCAAUAAAGCCUCUGGGAGUAGACGUGGCGAGGGUGAGGAAAAACCAGUCAGCCAACAACAUCAUCAUUGUAAUUGUGCUAUCAUCACUCACAGCUUUUGUAGUGUGUAUGGGAUUUAUUCUACUAGUCCUCUCAAAAUGCCGCAACGCUAGGGAAACCCAUCACCAAGGCUUGAUACCACAGGAUGGAAAGCAAUCGGGUGGUGGACGGUUGGUGACGUUGAGCUCGGCCUCAGUGUCGUUCAACUCGAGCCUCAUGGCGUUCACAGGGACCGCGAAAUUGUUCAGCGUGGAGGAUAUAGGGAGAGCCACGGAUGACUUGGAUAGCUCAAGAAUUGUGGGUGAAGGAGGCUUUGGGCUCGUAUACGGCGGCACUCUCGACGAUGGGAGGAAGGUGGCCGUGAAAGUUCUCAAGAGAGACGAUCAGCAAGGCGGCCGCGAGUUCCUUGCAGAAGUGGAGAUGCUGGGCCGGCUGCACCACCGGAACUUGGUGAAGUUGAUAGGCAUCUGUGCCGAGGAGCACUCUAGAUGCCUCGUCUACGAGCUCGUCCCCAAUGGCAGCGUCGAGUCUCAUUUACACGGAGUUGAUAAGGAGGUUGCUCCUCUGGAUUGGCCGGCUAGGAUGAAGAUCGCCCUCGGUGCAGCCAGGGGUCUGGCCUACUUGCACGAGGACUCAAGCCCGCGGGUCAUACACCGGGACUUCAAGUCCAGCAACAUCUUGCUUGAGCAUGACUACACACCUAAAGUCUCUGAUUUUGGCUUGGCUAGAGCAGCCAUGGAUGAAGCACACAAGCACGUUUCCACUCAUGUCAUGGGGACUUUCGGUUACUUAGCUCCAGAAUACGCGAUGACGGGCCAUCUCCUGGUGAAGAGCGACGUGUACAGCUACGGCGUGGUGCUCCUGGAGCUACUAACAGGAAGAAAGCCAGUUGAUCUAUCUCAGCCUUCAGGGCAGGAGAAUCUGGUGGCGUGGGCUCGGCCUCUCCUGGCAACGAGGGAAGGUCUGGAGAUGAUCAUCGAUCCAUCGCUAAAGUCAGGUGUGCCGUUGGACAAUGUGGCUCGAGUGGCAGCCAUAGCAUCCAUGUGUGUGCAGCCCGAGGUGUCCCACCGCCCCUUCAUGGGGGAGGUGGUCCAGGCUCUGAAGCUCGUGUGCAACGAGCUUGAUGAGACGAGGGAGCCCGUGUCGAGGAGUGUCAGCCAAGAUGACUUCUCUGUUGAUGUGGAGAGCUGCAAGCAGAGCAGGAGGUUGAAUGAGACCAAGGUAGCGCUGUCGGCUGUGGAUUUGUCGAGCUCGUCGGCUGCCUUUCAAGGCCGCGAAUCGGAGUCUUUUAGGAGGCAGUUCAACUCUGCUCCUUUGAAGAUGGAGAGGAAGAGGAAAUUUUGGCAGAGGUUGAGGGGAUUGUCUAGAGGCAGCAUGAGUGAGCAUGAGUAUUCCUUGCAACUAUAGUUGACUCUCUCUCUCUCUCUCCCCCUCUAUGAUAUAUGGUAUAGGUUAAGGUUGGUGCAGCAUUGAAAUUCCAAGACUUUGUCUUUGUAAAUUGUGAAUUCCAUCGCUAGACUUGGAAGGAGAGUUUUACAAGUCCUUUUUUGAUGUUCAUCUUGUUUAGAUUUGGAAAAAUUGGGAAGUUGUUAGAUUUUUCUUAUAUUUUAAAUGUUUUGGAGGGAAAUUUAGGAGAGUUCGUUAAAUCCACUUCACUUGUAAAUUUUUAAUAAUGAUGAUAAUAAUACUUGCUUUCAUUCGUUUGGUGAUUC
This is a messenger RNA of Salvia miltiorrhiza (redroot sage), 3421 nucleotides long. Its product is annotated as receptor-like serine/threonine-protein kinase ALE2. Gene Ontology annotation, molecular function: ATP binding; protein kinase activity. Gene Ontology annotation, biological process: protein phosphorylation. The record is from RefSeq and is a predicted model, not a curated record. Lineage: Eukaryota; Viridiplantae; Streptophyta; Magnoliopsida; Lamiales; Lamiaceae. Bases 795 to 3116 code for a protein of 773 amino acids. The transcript has 10 exons.